Molecule: messenger RNA, 3511 nt
Organism: Gallus gallus (chicken)
Lineage: Eukaryota; Metazoa; Chordata; Aves; Galliformes; Phasianidae
Gene: UBP1
Product: upstream binding protein 1 (LBP-1a)
Exons: 16
Coding region: 114-1703 (529 amino acids)
Biological process (GO): regulation of transcription by RNA polymerase II
Cellular component (GO): nucleus
Molecular function (GO): RNA polymerase II cis-regulatory region sequence-specific DNA binding; DNA-binding transcription activator activity, RNA polymerase II-specific
Source: RefSeq, a predicted model, not a curated record
GGACUGGUACGACCAGUACCUCUUAGUGUGGGAGACAGCCCUUUCAGGGUAGCACUGCCGACCUGGUGAUAGAGUGGCAGUCUGCUUUUAGCAGCAGACUUAAUGGUCACUUGAUGGACGUGAACCAUCCUUGUCACCUUUCGUUCUUCAAGCAGGAUGCUUCAGAAUGGAGUGCUCUGCCCAAGCAUGCUCAUGACCAUCUCUUGGUUGAGCACAACGCUUCAUCUCAUCCCAAAAUGCUUUUCUGGCACAGUCAGCCUGAACAUUAUCACCAUCACCAGUAUCCCACUGCUAACAGCAGCUACCUGCGUGAUGUUUUGGCACUGCCUAUUUUCAAACAAGAAGAUUCCAGCCUUCCACCAGAAAAUGAGGCCCAACAUCCACCCUUCCAGUAUGUUAUGUGUGCUGCCACAUCUCCAGCAGUAAAGUUAUACGAUGAAACUCUUACAUACUUGAAUCAAGGUCAGUCCUAUGAGAUACGGAUGCUAGAUAAUCGGAAAGCUGGAGACAUACCAGAGAUCAAUGGCAAACUGGUGAAGAGUAUUAUAAGGGUUGUGUUCCAUGACAGAAGGUUGCAGUAUACCGAACACCAGCAGCUAGAAGGGUGGAAGUGGAAUCGCCCUGGGGACAGACUUCUUGACUUAGAUAUUCCAAUGUCUGUUGGAGUCAUUGAUAUCAAGACAAAUCCAAGCCAGCUCAAUGCAGUUGAAUUUUUGUGGGAUCCAACAAAAUGUACAUCUGCUUUUAUUCAGGUACAUUGUAUCAGCACUGAAUUUACCCCUCGUAAACAUGGAGGAGAAAAAGGAGUUCCUUUUAGGAUUCAGGUGGACACUUUCAAACAGACUGAAAAUGGAGAAUAUACAGAUCAUCUGCAUUCAGCCAGCUGUCAAAUUAAAGUUUUUAAGCCAAAAGGAGCAGACAGGAAACAGAAAACAGACAGAGAAAAGAUGGAAAAGCGAACUGCGCAUGAGAAGGAAAAGUAUCAGCCUUCCUAUGACACCACCAUUCUCACAGAGUGCUCACCGUGGCCUGAUACUCCUACGACAUUUGUGAACAAUAGUCCUACUCCUGCUCCAACUUUUACCUCUGCUCAGCACAAUACCUACAGUGUCCCAGACAGCAAUUCUUCCUCCCCAAAUCAUCAAGGAGAUGGAACCUCUCAAGGGUCUGGAGACCAGCUUCAUCCUUCAGCCACAAUCCAGGAAACGCAGCAGUGGUUGCUCAAGCAUAGGUUCUCUACCUAUACAAGGCUUUUUUCAAAUUUCUCAGGUGCUGAUUUAUUAAAGUUGACAAGAGAAGAUCUGGUACAAAUCUGUGGUCCAGCCGAUGGAAUUCGGCUCUAUAAUGCACUGAAAUCCAGGUCUGUGAGGCCCCGUUUGACCAUCUACGUCUGUCAGGAGCCAGUAAGGAGCAUACAACUGGAAAGACAAGAUGCAGGCAACGGUGAUAGCAGCAAUGGUGCAAUAUACGUUUAUCAUGCAAUCUACUUAGAAGAAAUGGCAGCCUCAGAAGUCACGCGCAAGCUUGCUUUGGCAUUCAAUAUUCCUUUGCAUCAGAUCAACCAGGUUUACAGACAGGGUCCCACUGGCAUCCACAUUCUUGUUAGUGAUCAGAUGGUUCAAAACUUUCAGGAUGAAAGUUGUUUCUUAUUCACCACGAUAAAAGCUGAAAAUGGUGAAGGCUUCCAUAUAAUUCUGAAGUGACGCCACACAACUGCUAGGCUGAUAUCCCAACGCUGAAUGAAAUCCUGCCUAAUACGAAGAUCAUCCAAAAACUUAGGAUCUAGCUUCACCGUAUAAGAUGUUUCAUAUUGAAAACACAAAAUGACCUUUCUAAUGAGCUGUUUGAUAGGUGAACUUUCUUGUCACUGCCAUAGCUAAGUGUCCUCAUGAGAGGUAUAAUGCCAUGACAGCUUAUGUACAGGCAUGGAAGACAAUGUAAGCACAGGUGCUUGCCCUUCACUGAAAUAAGGCAAAUUACGGCCAGUAGAUACAGUUUCUAGAGGUGAAACACUUUUGCUUCUCUAUUGCCUGUAUCCAGUUGGAGAUGAAUGUAAACUUAUUUGAGGGCAUUUACCUUUCUGUGCCAGUUUGUCUGUGACUUGCUUGUACCUUACGCUGGUUUUAUUUUUUGAUGUUAGCAGAGCACAUAUUAAUCUGUGUGGAGAUGAGUAGUUAAGCUGAUAGUGAUCAGGUCGUCGGGUCUCAGAGAGUAAAGCUGUCACGACAGCUUCUGUGUAAAUUGUGUAUAAGAGUGUAUGUAAGAAGUGUAAAUGCCAGAAUAGGGCUUUGAAGAAGUCCUAGACAGAUGCAAUAUAUGCAUGCAGCAAACUGCAUUAUUAAUAGUACCUUAUUGGAGGGAUUAAUACAAAUCCUGUGGGGUACCGAGUAAUUGUGUUUUGCUUUAACAAACUUAAUGGAAAAGAAUUGCCUAUGCAUCCUUUAUUUUUAAUUUCCUAGGCUCUCUGCAGAGCACCGCUGCAGUUUAACUCUUUGCUUGUAAAGCGUGGGGUUGAAACACGCGCAGUGAGGUGGAUCGUUCUGACUUCACGCAGUUACACUCACAGGGGAGGUUAACCCACAGGCACAGGGGGCUGCUGCUGCUUUCAGCACCACGGAGCAGCCGGCUUAAGGAACACUAAACGCGCACCCUGGGAGCCGCCUUAGCAGCAGGUAAACCCCUGCUGGAGUCGCUGUUAUGGACGAGCGUAGUACCUUUUCUGUUGACUUUUCUUUGCCCUCAGAUCCAUACUGUAAAGCUGGUACAGUGCCUCCUCCAUCCUACCGCAUUCUCACUUCACUCUGAAGCAGGCGAUGGGCUUUUUCAGCAUUUUGGCUACUUCUUGUAAAGACGUGGCACAGCAUUUCCUAUGUUAACGUCGUUCCAGCUGUUUAUAGGUACUCGAAGGGAAUACUAAAGAAGGUAUUGAAUGACGGUUUCUUAUCUGUCAUUUUGUGCCUUUAGAAGUUUCCACCUUGUUCUCUGGCUUAAAGCUUGGCAAUACUUUGCUUUUUAUGCUGCAGUGUUUAUUGUAAACAACUACUACAGCAUGUAAAAAAGCAACUUUGUUUUUUUGUUCCUUUCAUACCUGGCUGAAGCGCUUAGCAGAAAAGCUUUUUAAAACUGUAGCAUUUUGAAAAUGAAAAUUCAUCAAAGCUAGAAUUUUCUUCCUAUUCUUUCUGCACUGAAGGUAACAUUUUCUGUACUUUUCUGCCUAUUAUAAAUUAAGUUGUUCAUCUUGGGGUAUUGUUUGGUCCUUGUACUUUCUUGAACUGACAAUGGUCUUUUCAGCUCAAACCACAUUCAAAUCCAAAUGUUGUUUUAUGAAAGAUUGAUUGGAAAGUAUCCAAAUAUCAUCUAAUUUUAAAGAAUAUUGAAAGUUGUACAGUAGUUUGUCCGGCUCACUUGAAAUUGGAAUUAAAUUAUGGCACCAGCAAAUUGCUUUUGUUUUUUAAUAAGAUGUACACAUUUCAAUUUAAGUAUAAUAAAUGUUUUUCAAUAAUUUUGUAAA